Owenia fusiformis is the source of this 1411-nucleotide messenger RNA. The record is from the annotation of a GenBank genome assembly. NCBI's taxonomy places the organism in Eukaryota, Metazoa, Annelida, Polychaeta, Sabellida, Oweniidae.
UUAUGAUUCUAAUUUGGGGAACAGUUUGCCCUUUGCUGCAGCAAAUGUUUUUAGUAUGCCGAUAGUGGUAAUUACAGACAAUGAAAACGCAAUCGAAAUAAUAACCCCGACGCUUUCUUCACCGGUUGAUAAUGAAACUAUUAUCAGCGUUUCCUUAAGUAAUGCGGGCUCAGCAGGUCAUUAUGACAGUUUGAUUCAAAGAAACGCAAAUUCUUUGGCACGCUCUGUAACUAAGAAAGAUCGAGGUAGUAAAAAAGGUUGUAGGUGUGGUGUCAACCGAAUAAGAAGUGGAAAAGAAAUCUUAUGCUGUGUAGGUAGAAGAUGCCCAUGUUCUUCAAAAAAUGCUAAAUGUCAACAAUCGUGUGCUUGCCCUUCAAAAAAUUGUAACAAUGGUAAACCAAAAAAGGAAUUAAAUGUGAAAAAAACUAGAAGGAGACUAACAAAAGCCAGCAAGAAACAUGUAACAUCUUUCGAAUAUUUGUCGAACAAUUUGCAAGAAAUUAAUACCAGUAAUACUGGGCCGACGGAUAAAUUCCAAUUUUAUCUUAUUGCCGUGAUAUACAGAUUGCUAAUAAAGAGAAAUAACACGAAGGGUAAAGAAAAGGUAGACGUGAAUAGGGUUUAUGAUAUAUACUGUAAGUGCAUCGACGCAAUUAAUAAAAGAAGAAUGGCAAAUGAUUCGAUUACGAAAAUGAACAUAAAACAAGUAAAACGUGUUGUAACAAAUAUAGACAAAAAUGAAUUUAUACUAUAUUCCAAAGUGUGUAAACGAAAUUCUUAAAAUACAAUUGCCUUUAAACGUUUGAUAUUGUGGUAGACUUUGCCAUUUUCACUAUUAUUGCCUCGUGGACCAUCGUUUACACUAGACAUAUGGCGCGCAUCGCCCCGUGAUGUAUAAAGUUAGCAAAGAAGAUGUGCAGCUGAGAUAGGAGGAUGAACUUUAACAUAUUGAAUUUUGUUUUCAAAAUAUAAAUUAUCCAUACUUUGCAAAUUUCAAAAUACCAUCUUAAGUUAGUACAUGUUCGAAAUGUGUAUUGGGAAAAUUUAAUAUCAUGAUCACUUGUUAUAACACGAGGAUCACUUUCUUUUACAUUAGGCGUAGAUAUAAGCAUAUACGCAUUUUUUAUAAUAGCUUAAUGCUACUAAUAGGCGACUGAUCACUAUAAUUGUUGGGUAACGGUGGUCUCAGUUAUUACACUAUUUUCAUUCAAUGAUUUAAUGACAUACUUUUAUGGUCCCUCGAUUACAUACAUCUGCUCUGUACAUAAUGACCACUUGACAAGUUGCACUCUCCAGAUACACGAAUGUGCGAAUGAUCUACUGAUAUUUGAACUACGAUGUCUUCUACAGAAACAUUCAACAGUUUAGUCCCAUGACAGAGCACAUAAUUAGUCGAAAUUAACAUUUGGAA